GCCGCCAUUUGCAGCCUUGGCUGUCAAUCCAGGCGGUCCAGGCCGGUGAUUAUGCGCCGGCGCCUGGUGAUUGCCGAACAUCUCCGACGGGAGGGGAGAACUGUUUGUAAACAAAACAGAUAUCUCCCCUGUCAGCUCCUGCACACUGCUUUGUAUGGCUCUGCAUAGCACAGCCAGAUUGAAAGCAUACACAGCACAUAAUGUGAAACAGCACACAGUUAACCCUUUGAUCGCCCCUCAUGUUAACCCCUUCCUGUCCAGUGCCAUUAGUACAGUCUCAGGACUUUUUAUUAGCACUGAUCACUGUAUUGGUGUCACUGGGGCUGUCAGUGACAGCAAGUCAGUCCCCCCCCCCAGUGUCAGAAUGUCCGCCGCAGUCCCGCUGUAAAUCGCUGA
Staurois parvus is the source of this 396-nucleotide messenger RNA. The record is from the annotation of a GenBank genome assembly. NCBI's taxonomy places the organism in Eukaryota, Metazoa, Chordata, Amphibia, Anura, Ranidae.